GCAGCACAAGUAAUGUCAAAUAACAAUUUCAAAGGAUUUUAAAGAAAAUUUGUUACUAGUAUUAGUUAAGAAAGUACCUAGGUGUAAAUGUGAUAAGAAACCGAAUACCUAUCUACAAUAGAGAAACGGUGAAUGAAGGAAAAUGUUUGUCGCUUCGGCUUCUACUACUGUGAAAUUUCAUGAAUUCCCCAAUGGAAAUGUUAUGCAUCACUACCAACCUGGUAACAAGGUGGAAGGACCCAUACGUAGCAUAUCGUGGAGCAGAGAUGGGAACUGGCUAUCUUUGGUCCCAUUUUCCGGCCACGCCGAUGUUGUGAGCGUAAAAGACCAAUUGAAACUUAUCAGAACAAUCCAAGAUGUCGAUGAGCCAUCUUGUGUCGCCUUUCUAAACUCUACAAAGAAACUUAUUGCUCUGGGUACUAAAGGAGGACAGGUAUUUAUUUAUGAUAUUAAAAUGAAGAAUACAACAAAGAGAUUUCCAAGGGCUUCUAGUUUAAUAUCCCAUGUUGACUUUACUGCCAAAGACACUCAUUGCGUUGCUGGUUGUACAAAUGGUGAUAUUUUACUCUUCAGUAACACAACAAACAAUCUUUCUUGUACACUCAGAGUACCUAAAUCUAGAUCUGUAACUAGUUUGAGAGCAAAUCGGUUUAAGAGAAAUCUCAUUAUAGGAGGGAGCAAUGAAGGUAUAGUAGUUGUUUGGGAUAGUAAUGUUAAUAAAGUAAAAUUUACAAUGGAAGCUCAUAAAGCUCCAGUAACAUCUGUAGCUUUUUCUCCUGUAAAUUCUGACUUAGUGGUAUCAACUGGAUCGGAUCGUCAGUUCUGUUUCUAUGACAUAAUAGAUAGUAAGCGUAUUGCCAGCGUUCCAGUAGAAAACAACAUUACAGCUGUGGAUUUUUCUCCUGAGGGUACUUACUUUGUAAUGGGAUCACAAAAUGGAAGAGUAUAUAUAUACGACUCUAGAAACAUUCAAGAACCAGUACAUUCAUUCUCUGGUCAUACUAGUGCGGUGAAACACUUAAUUUUCCAAAGAAGCUUAGAUUCAAAAAGUGCAAGCUCGAGUAGUAUUUCAGAUGACAGUAUAGUUCCUAUCCAAACCUUAGAGGAGCCCAGUAAUUGCGACAGCGAUAUUUUUGGCAUGUUUAUUCAAAUUCCCUCUAAUGAAAUGGUAGAAAGUAUAAAAACUUCCGGAAAUUCCAUGGAAGCAGGAGAUUCCUUUUUUGCUGCUUUGGGAUUGGACAAAAAUAAUACAUUAGAAUCAUUUCAACAAGAUGUUUCUACCGAAAGUACCAAAAAAUGGCCCGAGGAUAAGAAUAAUUCCGCUCAGAAAAGUACUCAUGACAAGAUAGGUCUAGUAGACUCUAAACAAAUCCAAAUGUCGUCCACACCAAAAUUCUUUCCACAAAAUUUUAAAAACAUAAGAUCUCCAUCUUAUACCGUAAAUCAGGGUUAUGCAAAUUUGACUUUAUCCGAUGUACAAACUGUUAUUAAAGAAACAGUUAAAGAGGAUGUGAAAGCAACUUUAGAGGAAAUAAGAACUGACAUAAAAUUCCAAGCAACUCAUACUACUUACCAGAUUAAGAGGAUGCUCUUAGACUUUCAAAUGGCAAUGGUGAGGGAGUUUAUUAAAGUAGAAAAUUUUUGCAACAGCAUUAGGGAUGAUUUAACUACUGAUUCUCCUAGACAUGCUGAAAAUAAUUACCUAAUGGAAGAAAACGAACAGUUGAAAAAGAGGAUUGAGUUCUUGGAACAACAAGUUGCAUUUUUAACUGUAACUGAUCAGGCUCAGAUGGAGCAACAUAAGUAGAAAUUAUAUGUAUAGGCUUAUUCUUGGUAUUUAAUGAUAUUAAGGAAGAAAUGUAAAAUACCACUUGAAUUACUACUUUUAUAUAUUUCAAUAGAACCUGU
Messenger RNA from Anoplophora glabripennis (Asian longhorned beetle), 1908 nucleotides. Its product is annotated as protein NEDD1. Bases 143 to 1807 code for a protein of 554 amino acids. The transcript is spliced from 2 exons. Lineage: Eukaryota; Metazoa; Arthropoda; Insecta; Coleoptera; Cerambycidae. The record is from RefSeq and is a predicted model, not a curated record. Gene Ontology annotation, biological process: microtubule nucleation; mitotic cell cycle. Gene Ontology annotation, molecular function: gamma-tubulin binding. Gene Ontology annotation, cellular component: pericentriolar material; centriole; ciliary basal body.